Xiphias gladius (swordfish) is the source of this 1788-nucleotide messenger RNA. Its product is annotated as hemicentin-2-like. The record is from RefSeq and is a predicted model, not a curated record. Gene Ontology annotation, molecular function: protein tyrosine kinase binding; MHC class II protein binding. The coding region runs from base 178 to 1626 and encodes 482 amino acids. Gene Ontology annotation, cellular component: membrane raft; external side of plasma membrane. The transcript has 10 exons. Lineage: Eukaryota; Metazoa; Chordata; Actinopteri; Istiophoriformes; Xiphiidae. Gene Ontology annotation, biological process: positive regulation of ERK1 and ERK2 cascade; interleukin-15-mediated signaling pathway; T cell activation.
CGGCAGACUGACAGAAGGACGCUCCAGCUCUCAGCAGACCUCCCAGCACAGACAUGUCCGACGUUUUCUACGAUAAGAACAGGCAGAAGGUGAACUGUGUACUCGGCCCCAUUUAUCAUCUCACAACUCCCCAGAUUUAUCUUGUGAUCCUUUGGAGGGGACCGGCCCCUAGGCAAAAUGAUGUUGUUGGAGUGUUUCAUCUUUGGGAUGAUCGCCUCUCUGAUAACAGGAGCUCGAUGUAAGGUAACAGAGGUGUUUGCUGAAGCAGGCUCUCAGGCUGUACUACCUUGUAAAUCUAGCUCCACAUCGCUUGCUUCCCCUUUCAUCAUCUGGAGUAAAGCCAACAAGGGCACUAUUUGGAGAAAGCAAAAGAGUGGUCUGCAGUACUGGGGUUCUAGCUGGUCACAGAAAGGGAUCCAACGUGUACAAUGCCCCAACUCCCUGUUUGAAAGAGGCGACUACAGCCUGCAUAUCAACAACGUGAGGGAGGAGGAUGGAGGGGUUUACUCCUGCAGCGUGGAAAAUGGAGUCCAAGUUGUUGAAAACGUGGUCAUGCUCAGAAUCAUGAUAGUGUCCUUCUCUCUAUCGGUUCCCAUACUGGGGAAGGAUGUUUCAGUCACUUGUAACGUGACUCCCUGGCCUCAUGGGGCUUCUGUGCAUUGGAUGUUGAACAACAGCCCAUUUGUGCCUCAGACUGGAAUCUCCUCAAACAGAGACACCUCUAAAAUCGUUGUGAGGGUAAAGGCAACUGCGAGGCUGACAGGAAACUGGACCUGUGUGGUGGGCUACAAGGGCAGCGAGGGGCGAGCUUCAGCAACUCUGUCUGUAAAAGGAAUCAUCAAACCACCCAAUGACAACACCAAGGUGUAUGCUUCAGUGGGAUCUGCAGCCGCACUCCCCUGUGUCUUCUCCAAUGAUUUAGUCCCCUCUUUACCAGUCUGGGAGAAACUGCAACCUGGGUCUCUUUUUAAACCUGCUCCCGGCCGCCUUCCUAGCUCUUUCUCUCCAUCCUCACAGUCGUCUCAACUCGCUUGGGACAAGUCUGCCAGUUUGAAAGCGGUUGAGUUUAAGGAUGAGGGCAGGUACAGAUGCUCUGGGACUGUACAAGGACAAAGGCUGAGUCGAAAUAUCCAGCUCAUCGUUGCCAAAAUUGACAGCAGCGUCCCGUCCAAGAAAAAAGGCUCUGUGACGCUGACCUGCCAACUGUCCGAUGCGAGUGAGGUCACCGACUAUGAGUGGGUUCAUGUGACCUAUGACCUCAAUGGCACCCAGUCAGUUGGGUUCAUCCAGAAAGGGAAGACUCUGAGUAUCAGCCAGGGGUCAGAGGAAAACCAGGGCGAAUGGGCAUGUCGGUUCUCUGGCAAAGAAGGCAUUUUGGGAAACGUAACAUACCAUGUUCAACUGAUGAGUGGUCUGAAUGGACAAAAAUCGAAAGGUUUCUCACAUAACACUGCCGCGGUGGUUGGGCUCAGCUUUCUCCUCUUUGUUCUGCUACUGAUUCUGGCUCAGAUGUACAAGAACCAUCAAAGGAGGAAAAGGAUCUUUCAGUACCCUGCGCUGGAGACGAUUGUUCAUACCAUCUCCAAUGAGCGGGAGGAGAGAGAAAGGAACCGAGCGAAAAAGUAAAGACACAUUAAAGGCAGAAGCAUCGCAGGAAAAAAUUUCAAAGUCUUAAAGUGAAAUCUUUCUUCUUCAUGCCUGCAGUAUUUUAGGAGACUUUUGUUUGCACAGGUUAUGUAAAUAUUUUCAGAGCAGACAUUGUAGCAGUACUUUUGUCAUUGUCUUAAU